This is a messenger RNA of Solea senegalensis (Senegalese sole), 5782 nucleotides long. It is a transcript of the gene anapc5, whose product is annotated as anaphase promoting complex subunit 5. Gene Ontology annotation, cellular component: anaphase-promoting complex. Gene Ontology annotation, biological process: anaphase-promoting complex-dependent catabolic process; positive regulation of mitotic metaphase/anaphase transition; protein K11-linked ubiquitination. The transcript is spliced from 17 exons. The record is from RefSeq and is a predicted model, not a curated record. Gene Ontology annotation, molecular function: protein binding. NCBI's taxonomy places the organism in Eukaryota, Metazoa, Chordata, Actinopteri, Pleuronectiformes, Soleidae. Bases 486 to 2807 code for a protein of 773 amino acids.
UGACCGCCUUAAGUCGCAUAAUAUCGAAUUUGUAAAGCACUUACUCGUCGCUUAUCUCAUAAGAUUUCCUUUUAUAACUUCCUGUCUUUCUUGUCGCUAGGAACGAAAUGGUUUUGCCUUAAAUGAACCCCCAAAAAGUUGGGCUGUCUCUUUCUAUGACGUAUUUUAUAGGCGACAGGAGAAGGGCGCUCGGUUUGAAAGGGUAGGGGCUUUUUGUAAACAUCCACCGAAUAUAAUGUACAUAUCGACGUGACUGUCCACUGCCACGAAGAACUUCAUCUCACUUCCCGUCCACUGUCUGACCCGCUGAAGCGGAACGUUGUCUGUUAUGCCUGAAUAACUCUUAUAUUCGGCGGACACUGCACGUUAGCUAACUAGCUAGCUGAUGCCAGUUUGUUUUUAACUUUCCUCUCCGCUAAAUGUUGACCCAGUGUCACAGAAAAUCCUUCUUUUUCGUAGCCGUAGCCUAAACAGCCCCUGUUAAGAUGGCGAGUGUGCACGAGAGUUUGUAUUUUAACCCCAUGAUGACGAACGGAGUGGUCCAUGCUAACGUGUUCGGCAUCAAAGACUGGGUGAGUCCGUAUAAAAUCUCCGUGCUGGCGCUGCUUUAUGAGAUGACCGCGUCGAAAAUCACACUGCCGGAGAGAAGACGCCUCAACAAGCUGAUUCUUCCCCUGCAGCAGGGUCCAGACCUCACUCUUGGUCAGUUCCUGCAGACUGUGGAGGAGUGCUGUCCUCAGACUGCAUACGCUGUCAAACUCAGGCUGCAUGAAAUGGCCGAUGGAGAGCUGAAAGACAUGGAGUACUUCUUUUCCACUCUUCCUACACCGUUCACUGCUUUCGACUCCGAAGCGUAUAAAACCAGUGUAGUGGGACUUUUUAUGAGACACAUGCUGCUGGCCUACAACAAGCUGUCCUUCAGUCAGGUCUACAAACUCUACAAGUCCCUGCAGCACUACUACCACAGUCACUAUGCCAAGCCCAGUGACGGGCAGGUGAGUUUUCCCGCGUUGGUCGCCGAUGACUCGGACAUGGACCUCACCAGCACAGAGGACACCGUGGGAGACAGGACAGGCAGAGAGGAGAUGGACACUCCGCUGCAUGCAUCAGAGCUUCAAACUGAUAAUACUCCGAGCAGAGGCCCCCUGUCCCAAAAACAAGCAGAGUACUUUCUUGCGAGACAGGCAUAUCUUCUCAAGAAUGACGAGAACAAAGCUCUGAAGCCUGCCGCCCUGCAGGAGGAGCUCAACAACAUGCUGAAGUUCAACCCAGACUUUGCAGAGGCGCAUUACCUGAACUACUUGAACAGCAUGCGAGUCCAGGACAUUUUCCUCUCCACCCACAGCCUCUUGCAUUAUUUUGACCGCCUCAUCUUGUCCGGAAACGAGGGGAAGAGCAACGGGGACGAGGGCUACGGCCGGAGCCUCCGCUACGCUGCUCUGAACUUGGCGAGCCUCCACUGUCGCUUUGGUCACUAUCAUCAGGCUGAUCUGGCUCUACAGGAGGCUAUUCGCAUUGCCCAGGAGUCCAAUGACCAUGUUUGUCUGCAGCACUGUCUGAGUUGGCUCUACACCCUGGAGCAGAUGAAAGGAUCGGACAGCACCGUGUUAACCGAAGACUCGGUGAAAAUGGCCGCUCACUUCUGCCUGCCGUACCUGGCUUCUCUGGGCAUCCAGUCUCUGGUCCAGCAGGGGGCGACGCAGGGCAAGCUGGCACACAAACUGAUGGACGCUCUGAAGGACACAGACAUCCUGCACUGGAAGCACAGUCUGUCGGAGCUGAUUGAGAUCAGCUUGGCUCAGACUACGUCCAUAUGGAGGAUGUACGGCAAAAGCACGAUGGCUCUGCAGCAGGCCCAGCUGCUUCUCAACAUGAGCAGCCUGGAGCCGGUCAAUUUCGGGGUCCAGCAGAACAACACAGAAGCUUUCGCCGUGGCUCUCUGCCACCUGGCUGAGCUCCAUGCUGAGCAGGGCCUGUACGCCGCAGUGUCGGAGAUUCUUCAGCAUCUUAAGGAACAGUUCCCUGCUCACUCGCAGCAUGCAAAGCUCUGGAUGCUGUGCGAUCUCAAGAUCCAGUUUGAGAGACACAUGAACGAAGGAAAAUACCACUUGGCGGAGCCGCUCGUCACGGCCAUGUCUGCCUUGAAUAAAACCGAGGGUCUUUACAGGAAAGCUCAAGUCCUGAAGGCUCUCAACCGCAGCACUGAGGCGUACGGCAUCUUACAGCGGCUUCAGGUUCACUGUGAGAAGACGACAUGCACAGAGAUGGUCAUCAGAGUGAUGCUUGCCACUGCUGAGCUCCACUGGGAGUCGUCUGGCUUCUCCACAGCUCUUCCUCUUCUCCUGCAGGCCUUGGCUUUAGCGAGACAGCACCAUCUACAGUCACUGGCGUCGGAGACCAUCCUUCACCUGGCCUUCACUCAGCUGAUGCUGGGAGUUCCUGAACAGGCUCUGAGUGUCCUUCAUGAAGCCAUUGAGCCUGUUCUGGCUCACGGAGGAGUCAUAGACAAAGGUCGAGCCCUGCUGUUGACAGCGCGCUGUCAGAUGGCGGCCGCUGGCUUCAGGCCAAACAGACAAGGCCAAGCAGAUUUGCAUCUGGCAGCUUUGGCUGUUGACACGCUAAACGAGGCCACCGGCUAUUUUUCCAAGCUGAACUGUAAGGAGCGGCUGCGCGACGUCCAUUACCUGCAGGCUCGGCUCCAUCACUCUCUGGGACAAAUCUCCCAGUGCAACAAAAGUGCCAUGCUCUUCAGGCUCCUCGACCAGGAGCUGCAGUCGCCAGCACCGCCGGUUUCCAUGCAACUCUAGCUGCUUUUGUUGAGCUCCUCUCACCAGCAGGUGGCAGUGGAACUCUGUCCUUCUCUUUCUCUUUGCUUUACAGAUGUUCUAGUGUAAAUAUUUUUGAACUCGUCCCCAGAAUAAUAAUAAUUAAACAGGACAAAAUCAGCAUUAUUAGCGUCAUUAAUAAGAAAAAAUUGUUCCAUUACACCAGCACUCUAGCGUUGUCUGACGCUGAAAGUUUAUCAGGAGCCGUCAAACUCCUACUGAUUUACGUACUGCGCGAGGAUGAGUGAGCGUAAUAUCACAGAUAGCUACAAGAUGAAUGUGUUUCAGAGGCCUGGAUGAUUCAUAUUUCCCUUCAAGCAUACAAAUGAACCUGGAGCGCAGUGGCGGCAGAACCAUGAUGGCAUUAUUAAUAAUCUUACAGUGACGUGAAGAGAGAUACUGUAACCGUAUUCAGUUUAUGUCUGACAGUUUGUGAGGACCACAGAUAACCGUACAUGCACUCAAAUGUUCUUCUUCCUUUCCUCUGAUAACGUGACAUUUCUACAAAAUGUGUCUUAAAUUUGUCAUGUAGCUGCAGGUAAUUUGUCCCUGUGUGUCUCUGGGGUGGUAUAUGCAGUCUGAGUGGAGCUGUCGGGGCCUCCCUAUAACCAUCUGUGUCGUCCCCCCUGAAAGUCCUUAAUGACUUCCAGAGCUUUGUUGUUUGGCUUCGUGUCAUCCCCUAUAUAAACAGAUGGAUAACAGUGGUGUUUUGGUAAAAAACAGGCCUGUUUUCCAUGUAAAUACUACACAGAUACUAUGAUACAUUCUGUUCCCUCAAGCAACAACAAUAUUAUAACAACCAGUGAUUGGAUCACGGUACGUGAGCUCACACUGCUGGACACAUGAGUGGUUAAUGCAGUGGAGAACUGGCUAUUAUGUCUAUGAGGGUCGACCCAGGAGGGUAACUGCACUUCCCCAAGGUCGUUCAAACUGGAAGAGGCCGGAUACAAGAAGAAAGUCACAAAGUAUCAAGACCUGGUCCAAUGUAGAGACAAAAGACGGCAGACCCAGUUGAGAUCGGAUACUGGGGCUUUCUGGCACAGUCUGUGCGGAAUGUGCACGGAGGGAGAGGAAGGAAGCUAUCCAUGUUGUUGGGAGAGGCAGUGGAGAGAGCCUCUUGUUUGCAUUUGGAAUAGAAGGGAGGAGUUAAGCUGGGGACCAGGUGAAGAUAGAUAGAUAGAUAUAUACUUGACUUGCUAAUUAGAUAGAUACUUAGUCAACUGGCUAUUUAGAUAGUCAGCUAGAUACGUGACUAGCUAAUUAGAUAAAUAGAUACUUAACCAGCUAAUUAGAUAGAUAGUCAGUUAGCUAGACACUUGACAAGCUAAUUAGAUAGAUAGAUAGCUAGAUACUUAGUUAGCUAAUUAGAUAGCUACUUGACUAGCUAAUUAGAUAGAUACUUGACUAGCUAAUUAGAUAAAGAGGUACAUUCAAACAUCCAGUAGCACACAGCAAAAGUGUAGGAUAGUCAGAAAGUAAACAAACAAGGCCUAACUGUUAGUAAGAGACUAGCUAAUUAGAUAGAUAGAUACUUAGUUAGCUAAUUAGAUAGCUACCUGACUAGCUAAUCAGAUAGCUACCUGACUAGCUAAUUAGAUAGAUAGAUACUUGACUAGCUAAUUAGAUAGAUAGAUACUUGACUAGCUAAUUAGAUAAAGAGGUACAUUCAAACAUCCAGUAGCACACAGCAAAAGUGUAGGAUAGUCAGAAAGUAAACAAACAAGGCCUAACUGUUAGUAAGAGAUAUUUUAAAAUAGCCUAAACGUAAACUAAAUAAGAAACUAACAUAUGCUACAUAAAUAUAGUAAAAUACAAAGUUAAAAAGCACGUAGAGUGCAAAGUAUCAUGAAAAAUACAAAAAACACAUAAAUAGGUGCAUGGUGGGAUAAAUGUCCUUAGAUUUUACGCCAGAUGUGUUUUAGGCACAGGCUGUCACUGGGAUCGUGACCCCUGAACACCUGAGAUGAGAUGUGUUGUAGAGUCAAAUGGUAAGGGGGACAAAUGAGUUACUGAGUUUUUGUUGAGCAGGUCAAGCAGAGACCACAGCCUGGUGCUGAGCACACUCCACUGACUGAUCAGAGUCCUGUGCAGAGGGUGAGAGGCUGGAAGGACAGAAUCUUAUCCAGGGUCCUUUUCUCUGCAAAUGACUAUAGAGUCCAGCUCUGUGUCUACCACAGAUCCUGCCCUCCGCACCAGUGUUGUGUCCCUCUUCUUGAUGCUGCCUCCCCAGCACAUCACGGCACAGAAGAGGACGCAGGCUACAAUAGUCUGGUAAAACAUCAGCAGCAGUUUUUUGCAGAUGUUAAAGCACCACAGCCUCCACAGGAAGUACAGAAAAGCUACAGUCAAGUCCCGUGUGAGUGAAGGAGGAAGCACUACAGUGUAAUAAUGGCUAAAGAAACUUCAUCAAAGAUUGUUUUUAAAAAGUUAUAAUAGAUAUUAUGGAUGGAGCAGUCUCUUUGUUGCCAGUACCUGGGUUUUCCAUUUGCUCAAAAGAGCUCAUGAGUGCAGUUAUUUACCGGAUCCUGAUUGAAAUUCACUGAACGGCAAAAUUACUUCCUCUGAACUUAAGUGAACCCUUGAAGUGUCUGCGUUCACUUUGUGAUUUUUGAGGAUUGAAAUGAUGAGUCAGUUAGUAGAGGACUGAUUAAUCAAGCAAAAAGGACAUUUCUUUGUGGAAUUCGUGACGACGGCUCCGAACACUGACUGUAUAUUUUGCACUGCUGAUCACACAGUGGAUAAAAUUGUCAUGCAAGUACUAUAACUUUGCAUGUGGAAACGUCGGUGGUCAAGGAACAUGGUGGCAUCCUUUAACAUUGAGGUCAUUUAAGCAUCUUAAUGGUUAGUAUUUCAUUGCCAUUUGUGUUCCCUUCACUGUCACCAUCAGGUUUACACAACUGCAUCUACAUUUCAAAAUUCAUGUAGAACUUUAGUAAAAUACCUGUAAUUUAAUGGUA